UGGAGGAACUGCAGGAUGCUGCUGAACACACCCUUUGCAUUUCGCUGUCUCUUCACAACAGCGUUAAGCAACAAGAUGAAGAACAUCAAAGCCACCAAAUAUGUGGCGUAGAGCCGGUUGACUGCUUCUGCUUGAGGUGACUGGGAAUAAAGCGUUAACGUUAGAGCUGUUGGCGGUAUCUGUGAUGGCAGGGUCAAAGAUGUCUGUGCAGCUGGCUGUUGUGGUGGUCCUCUCAGUGCUGCUGACAGGAGCAACCCACGCUGGGCCUGAGAUGGACCCAUACAAAAUCUUAGGCGUAACCAGGAGUGCCAGCCAGGCUGAGAUCAAGAAAGUCUAUAAGCGUCUUGCAAAAGAAUGGCAUCCUGAUAAAAACAAAAAUCCAGGUGCUGAGGACAUGUUCAUCAAGAUUACCAAGUCUUAUGAGAUCCUGUCCAGUGAGGACAAACGUGCCAAUUAUGACCGUUACGGGCAGACAGAUGACACCCAGCCAUACGGCAGUGGUCGAAAUGGUCAUCGUCACGACAGCUUUUACUUUGACGAGUCCUUCUUCAACUUUCCCUUCAACAGCAAGAACCACAGGGACUUUGCUGACAGCAAGUACAUAUUGCACUUUAACCAGUAUGUAAACGACGUGGUGCCUGACAGCUACAAGAGACCAUACCUGAUAAAGAUCACCUCUGACUGGUGCUUCAGCUGCAUCCACAUCGAGCCUGUCUGGAAAGAGGUGGUGCAGGAGAUGGAGACUCUAGGUGUGGGAAUAGGUGUUGUGGAUGUUGGCUAUGAGAGACGGUUAGCCAAUCAUCUUGGUGCUCAUCGCACCCCAUCAAUACUUGGUGUCAUCAACGGCAAAAUUACAUUUUUUCAUUACGCUGUAGCAAAGGAGCACCUGAGGCAGUUUGUUGAAGACCUUCUUCCUCAGAGACUUGUGGAGCGGGUCACAGACAAGAAUGACCUGCAGUUCUUGAACAGCUGGCAUGAGCUCAACAGGCCACACGUGCUCCUGUUCGACCAAGUGCCUGUAGUUCCUCUGCUAUACAAACUGACAGCGUUUGCUUAUAAGGACUACUUGCAGUUUGGCUAUGUGGACCAGGGCCUUGCAGAGACCGCCAAUCUGCAGAAACAGUUUAAUAUUAACACGUACGCUCCAACCAUGCUGGUCUUCAAAGAGAACAUUGACAAGCCCGCUGACAUUAUCCAGGCUAAAGGAAUGAAAAAGCAGAUUAUUGAUGAGUUCAUGUCAAACAAUAAAUUUCUCCUUGUGCCACGGCUCGUUAACCAGAAGCUCUUUGAUGAGCUGUGUCCUGUCAAACAGUUCCACAGACGCAGGAAAUUCUGUGUCCUGCUGAUCACAGGUGAUGAAGAGACCUUUUCUUUUGCAAACCAGGUGUUUCUCUCAUUUGCCUCUACCAAUACCAAGGAAGUUGUGAGGUUUGCCUAUGUGUACCAUCGGCUACAGCAACCUCUGUGCGACAUUCUCAUGCAGAACAAGGACAGUGCACAGUCACCACCACAGGUGGUGAUCCUGGAGAGGCGUAAUGCUGCAGGGAAGGCCUUGUUCAAGCCAGUGACGGCCUGGAACGGCAGCGAGGAAGACAGGCAGUGUCUUCUGGAGGAGCUGGAGCGACUUCAGAAGGACCCGUCCAUCCUCAUCCAUGACGCCGUGCUGCCUGAGCUCAACAACGAGUUUGCUUCUAUGUUUGUAAUCCGAUGGAUCUUUGCAUCUUAUGAUUACCUCUCUGAAGUCAUCGACGAUAUUCUGCAUAACAACUGGCGUGAGAUGAUGCCUCUUCUGUCCCUCAUCUUCUCUGCCUUGUUCAUCUUGUUUGGAACCGUGGUCAUCCAGGCCUUCAGUGACUCAAGUGACGAUAAGCAGACUAAACCAAAAGCAAAAGAUGGAACAAAAGCAGAAAAUGGAUCACCGGGGGCCGGUAGUACUUCAAGUCGGCCUCCCAAGAAGAAUUUUGUGGAGGUGACGGAGCUGACAGAUAUCACUUACAUGAGCAACCUGGUGAAGCUGAGGCCAGGACACAUGAACAUAGUGCUGGUGCUCACUGAUGCCUCCAAGAACAUUCUCCUUAGCAAGUUUGCCAAAGAGGUUUACUCUUUCACGGGGAGCCUGACGCUGCAUUUCUCCUUCCUGAAUAUUGACAAGCACAGCGAUUGGAUGAACACACUGCUGGAAUAUGCCCAGGAUGCCACGCAGAUUGAUGCAGACGACGAUGACGGAGGCAACCACAAGCUAGACUACACCGGCUACGUGCUGGCGCUUAACGGCCACAAAAAGUACCUCUGUCUGUUCAAGCCCGUCUACACUGGGGAAGACCUUGACAGUAAGUCAUCAGAGGAUGAAGGGGCCGCUUCAGGAGGGAGGUCGAGAUCCAGUUUGCGUGAUGACCAUCCACCGCGCAAGUCCAACCGAUCCCGCAGCAUAUCCACCCUGCAGAUCCACCACAAACUGGACCGCCUGGGGUUGUGGAUGGAAAGGCUAAUGGAAGGCACUUUGCCUCGCUAUUACAUUCCCGCCUGGCCAGGACUAGACAAGAUCACCCCCAGUAAAUAGGUCGAGGCGAGUUAGCAAGGACAUGGUAUUUAUCUACUGUCACACUGCCCUCGUGUUUUGCUGAAAGUAGAGCUGCCUUUUUUGCACUUAAGAUAUUUAAUAGGUACAGAUGUCUUUAAAGUUGGGUUAAUAUUACAAACCUGGCUUCAGUGCAACUACUGUGGGACAGGUCCUUUAGUGUACCCCUCUUACACUCAGUGCAUGCUGUUUUCUACUGCUGAUUGUCAUAUUUCAGUCAGGCAAAUGCUGCUGCUACAGCCUUGAGAACUGAAAACUGAAUCACUGUGGCCGCCUUUACUCUCCUGCCGUCAUGACCAUGAGUCAUAUUCACACACAAUCAAGGCGACAGGAGGACUACGUUCGUCUUCAUUGAUGAAUACUGUGAAUAGAGAUGCAUGUCUCAUACAACACUAAAUCUCUUUCCAUUUUUAUGCAUCUCAGCCCAAUUUCUUUUCAGUUGAAAAUGAUCUCCUGAAUGCGGACUCGCUUGUGCAAUAUAGCGUACUGCUAUGAUGACAUAGCCUCUUACGCUGGACCUCAAGGGUUUAUUCAUGUUAGGUUGUGGUUCAAAAUGUAUUUCACUUGGUUCAUUUAACAACCUCAGUCAGCCAGUAGCUUUAUGUAGCAAACAUAACAGGCUGUCUUUAUUUUCUGAAUGUUUUCUAAAUGGCCACUAUUAACUGAAACAUUAUGUCAUCUUGAAUUGUGUAAAGUCAAACAUAGUGUAUGCUUUCUUGGUUUAUUGUAAUUGUUGGUGUUGUUAUUUAUCAUUUGUUUUGUCAACAUUAAGUGUAAAAUGCCAUUAAUAUAAUUUGUUAUGAUGUAAAUAUUGUACAGAAUCAUUAUCUAGGACCUGUUUGAAAGAUAAGGUGAAUAGUUUACAUGGAUCUAUCAAAAUGCUGUAGUCAUUGUUUUUUUAAGUGUAAAAAAAAUAUGUCAGCUACUGUCAGUUGGUCUUCAAUAGUGCAUUUAUCCUCUUGUUGGUUAUAAUAAAAUGCUUUGUUUGUUAA
Messenger RNA from Micropterus dolomieu (smallmouth bass), 3570 nucleotides. It is a transcript of the gene dnajc16, whose product is annotated as DnaJ (Hsp40) homolog, subfamily C, member 16. NCBI's taxonomy places the organism in Eukaryota, Metazoa, Chordata, Actinopteri, Centrarchiformes, Centrarchidae. The transcript has 15 exons. The coding region runs from base 185 to 2560 and encodes 791 amino acids. The record is from RefSeq and is a predicted model, not a curated record.